Messenger RNA from Actinia tenebrosa (Australian red waratah sea anemone), 1338 nucleotides. RefSeq lists its product as uncharacterized. NCBI's taxonomy places the organism in Eukaryota, Metazoa, Cnidaria, Anthozoa, Actiniaria, Actiniidae. The record is from RefSeq and is a predicted model, not a curated record.
AUGGCAACAUCAGCAACAACCGCAUUGCCUGCGGACGUCAAGCGCGCGUCCGAUGCUGUCUCUCGUCGUGCUGCGGCGGGUCCAUCGUCAUCCACGCGCAAAGGUCGAUUCGCAGGUGGAAAGAAGAAAGGGAAGAAAGGAAAGAGUAUCGUUUCCGUGGCUAACAAAAGGCAAGCUUCCAAGUGGUACAGCCGGUAUUUCGAAGUGGAGGCACAACACCCACAAGCCCUAGCGGGAACAUUCGCGUUUUUAUCCGACCCCGGCGACGUCUCCAAGGGAUCUCAAGCGAAAGCCAAGAAGAAAAAAUGGCUGGAAGCUCAGACGACUCAUCAAAUUCAUCGCCCUGCUCGGCGUAAUUAUACUCGUCGUCCCUUUGUAGUAUUUUCCAUGGACGAGCAAUGGCAGAUGGAUUUAUCAGACAUGACUUGGGACAAGCCCGCCAGCGAUGGCAUGGGUUGGAUAUUAUUCGUGGUAGACGUGCUGUCUCGAUACUGCUGGGUAAGACCGCUAACGCAAAAGACGGGAGAAGAAACGGCCCGUGGUAUUCGUGAAAUUUUUAAUCAAAUGGCUCAAGACCCAGACAAGAAACAUACGUUGCCUCAUUCCGUUUACGUAGACAAGGGAACUGAAUUUUACAACAAGGACGUGAAAGAAUUAUUUGCCAGCUGCGCCAUUCCUCCCAAGCUUAUGUCGGGAGAGUCCACCACCAAGGCGGCCAUCGUACAGCGUACUUUGAAAGGAAGGUUGUGGAAGUACUUUUACGAAAAUGGGACUCGACGAUGGGUGGAUGUGAUUGGUCCCUUGGCCGAUUCGUACAAUCAUCAACGACACGGAACAAUUAAGCAAUCGCCUGCCUCGGUUAAUCGCGAUAACGAAAACGAGGUAUGGAAACGAUUGUAUGGAGAGUACGGUCAAGAGCGAGGCAUGAGGCAAAAGCUAAAAGGUCCUUACAAGUUUAACGUGGGCGACGUGGUUCGAAUUAGCCGUCAAACCACUAUCUUUGACAAGGGCUAUUUUCCACAAUGGUCGGAAGAAUGGUUUAAGAUUCGAGCUCGCGACCCAGGCCCUCCCGCGUAUUACCGCUUGAUGGACUACGAUGAAGAGGACGAAUUAAAAGGCACCUUUUACGAGGAAGAACUGCUCAAAGUCGAGGAAGAAGAAAUAAAGCACAUGCGUUAUCGCAUCGAGAAGGUACUUCAACGUAGAACGGAUCCCGCUACAAGUCGUCCUCAAGUACUGGUCAAGUAUCAAGGGUGGCCUGAAAAGUACGCCAACUGGAUUGACGCCCGACAAGUAGAAGAAUUGGGUCAACCGCCCAAAAAGAAAAAGAAAAAAUAA